Molecule: messenger RNA, 1604 nt
Organism: Cannabis sativa
Lineage: Eukaryota; Viridiplantae; Streptophyta; Magnoliopsida; Rosales; Cannabaceae
Product: multiple organellar RNA editing factor 8, chloroplastic/mitochondrial
Exons: 4
Coding region: 76-1344 (422 amino acids)
Biological process (GO): cytidine to uridine editing; mitochondrial mRNA modification
Cellular component (GO): mitochondrion
Source: RefSeq, a predicted model, not a curated record
UUCCCAUCUUCUCUCUUAACCCUUUCUUAGGGUUUUUGACAGAAACAGUUCUCUUCUCUCUCUCUCUCUUCAGCCAUGGCUACAACCACUGUAUCACGUUCUCUUCCCAAAACCCUAACCCUAGCCUCUUUCAUUUCCCGCUCCAUAUCAACUUCAUCCUCCAUUUCCACAGUCCACUCUCGCUCCUCCCUCUCUCUCCUCCACCGACUCCGCCCUCUCGCCGGAGCAUUCCUAACCCACCACAACGUUUCUCUCCCCUCCUCCAAUCUCCGAUGUUUCUCAUCCAAUACGACGUCGUCUUCUCUCAAGGAUCCUAACCCUAACUGGUCUAAUCGACCCCCGAAGGAGACGAUUCUUCUCGAUGGGUGUGAUUUUGAGCACUGGCUUGUUGUUAUGGAACCCCCUGAAGGUGAUCCUACCAGAGAUGAUAUCAUUGAUAGUUAUAUUAAAACCCUAGCUAUGGUCGUUGGCAGUGAGGAAGAAGCAAGAAUGAAGAUAUACUCAGUUUCUACUAGAUGCUAUUUUGCUUUUGGGGCUCUUGUGUCUGAAGAACUUUCUUACAAACUCAAGGAAUUGCCUAAAGUGCGUUGGGUCCUACCUGAUUCGUACUUGGAUGUGAAGAACAAGGAUUAUGGAGGGGAACCUUUUAUUAACGGCCAAGCGGUUCCAUAUGACCCCAAGUACCAUGAGGAAUGGAUAAGGAACAAUGCUAGAGCAAAUGAGAGAAAUAGGCGUAAUGACAGACCUCGUAAUUUUGAUAGAUCAAGGAACUUUGAGAGGAGACGGGAAAAUGUGCAAAGCCGAGAUUUUCAGAGGGGACCACCUCCUCCCAAUGCUGGGCCAAACAUGGGUCCACCACCGCCCAACAUGGGUCCACCUUCCCCCAACAUGGGGCCUCCACCACCCAACAGAGGUCCACCACCUCCUCACAUGGGCCCACCACCACCUCACAUGGGCUCGCCACCACCACCCAACAUGGGUCCGCCACCUCCCAACAUGGGCGGUUAUCCUCCCAACAACAUGGGCCAAGGUUAUCCCCCUAAUCCCCCCAACAACAUGGGAGGAUACCCCCCGAACAACAUGGGUCCACCCAAUAACUACGGUGGUGGAAUGCCACCACCACCACCACCACCAAACAACAACUGGGGUGGCAUGCCACCGAAUAACUACGGAGGAUCUCCACCCAACCAUAACAACAGCGGUCCACCACCGAACAUGGGAGGAAUGCAGCAUCAGGGUAAUAACAGUGGAUGGUCUGGUAAUGUACCUAAUGCAGACAAUCAGAACAGCUACACACCUGGCCGAGACAUGGGAAAUGUGCCUGGUAGGAACUAUUCAUCUUAAUUAAAAAAACCAAAUAUGCCUGGGCAAUUUUAGCUGUAGAUAAGCAAAAAUGGCAUCCUAUGUUGUUUUUAGGCUCUGUUACAAUAUUAAGAUAGAAAAGAGAGAGUUUGUUUUGGUCUCUAUUUUGCUGAACACAUUAUGUUGAGAUACUUCUGGUUGUAUUGUACCCAACAACAUGAGUUUUUUUCCUUUUUAGACUCAAAACUCUGUUUAAAUAUCUUGUUCCAUAUCUUAUUUAUAUAUCUACUUUUGUUAUUCAA